AUGAUGGCCGACCAAGACCUCAUCGCGUACGCGCGCGACGCCGCCAGCAGGGGAGACGACCUGUUCGCGCUCCUCGCCACCGACGCAACAGCCUCGGAAUCCGACAUACGCCGCGCGUUCCGGCGCAAGGCGCUGACGGCGCACCCGGACAAGGCCGGCGACGCCUACGACCCGGCCCUGUACGAGCGGCUCGAGCGCGCCCGCGAUGUGCUGCUCAACCCGGAGGCCCGCGAGGCCUACGACAGCGGCAUGCGCGCCGCCCUCCAGAAGAAGAUGCACCUGGAGCAGAUGAACGAGAAGCGCCGGCGCCUGGUCGAGGACCUCGAGCGCCGCGAGGCCGAGGCCAAGCGCGCCAGGACGGCGGAAGCCCAGCCGCAGGCCCUCGACGCCGAGCGCCGCGCCAUGGCCGCGCGGGGGCGAGCCAAGAUGGAGGAGAUGCGGCGGUUACGGGAGGAGGCCGAGGCGCGGGAGCGGUUGGCGCGGGAGAAGGAGGAGAGGGCCGGCGCGCCAUCGGGCUCGACAGCUGCGGAGAAGCCGGAGACGGCAGGAACUUCUCAGAACGACAACAACAACAACAACGACGACGACGACUACGACGAGCGGAUCGCGGACCUCGAGAGGCGGCUGAAGGAGGCACAACAGCGCAAGGCCGAGAAGAAGCAGCGCAAAGAGGAGCGAAGAGCCGAGAGGAAAGGGAGAAAGGAAAAACAGGCGGCAGCGGCGACGCCGACGCUGGCUCCCGGAGGAUCUCCUCCCCCUCCGGAGAGGAGCAUUCACAACAACAACAACACCACCACCACCAACAACAACAACCCUCCUCCUCCACCUCCUCCACCCACCGCCGCUGAACCACAGGCUGACCAAGACAAGGUGCCGCCCGGGCCCAAGCCGGAUGCUAGCGAUCCGCCCAAGGCGAGCGACCGCUUCGCGUCGACACUAGCGAGGCUGCGCGCCGCCCAAGCGAAAAAGGAGGAGGAGAAGAGACGCAAAGCCGAGCAAGCAGCGGCGGCGACGGCGGCGGCGACAGCGGCCACGACGACCACGGCGCAGUAG
Molecule: messenger RNA, 1053 nt
Organism: Thermothelomyces thermophilus ATCC 42464
Lineage: Eukaryota; Fungi; Ascomycota; Sordariomycetes; Sordariales; Chaetomiaceae
Exons: 1
Coding region: 1-1053 (350 amino acids)
Biological process (GO): spliceosomal complex disassembly
Cellular component (GO): spliceosomal complex
Source: RefSeq, a predicted model, not a curated record